AUGAAGCUCGAAGGGAAGGUUGCGAUCGUGACCGGCGGCUCGCGCGGGAUCGGCGCCUGCAUUGCCCGCCGCUACGGGCGGGAGGGCGCCGCCGUCGCGGUGGUCGGCAACACCAGGCGAGACCGCGCCGAGGCGGUGGUGGCCGAGAUCGAGGCCGCCGGCGGCAAGGCCCAAGCGUUCCUGGCCGAUAUCGGCGUGGUGGCGGACUGCGAGCGCCUGGCGCGGGAGGUGAUCGCGGCCUUCGGCACGGUGGACAUCCUGGUGAACAGUGCCGGCAUCUUCACGCCGCUCCCCAUCGAGGAGGUCACCGAGGAGAACUGGGACGCCCAGCACGCGCUCAAUCUCAAGGGCGCGUUCUUCCUGACCAAGGCCGUCGUCCCCACCAUGAAGGCCAAAGGCGCCGGCAAGAUCAUCAAUAUCUCGUCCAUCGCAGGCUGCGGCGGGUUCCCGAACUCCAGCGCCUACUGCGCGACGAAGGGCGGCCUCACCAACAUGACCAAGGCGCUGUGUCUGGAGCUUGCAGGCGACGGCAUCAACGUCAACACGCUCUCGCCCGGCAACAUCGAGACCGACAUGAACGCCGCGUUCCGCGCGGAUGCGGAUACGACGCGCGGCAAGCGGAGCUCACGCCGGCCGGGAUCGGCCACAUGGACCCGGAGCAGCUCACCGGCGCCGCGGUCUUCCUCGCCUCCGCCGAUUCGGACUCGGUCCACGGUGUGGACCUCCUGGUGGAUAACGGCUGGGCCGCCUGGUAGCGGCGAGGGGGCGCCACGGUGA
Molecule: messenger RNA, 777 nt
Organism: Geodia barretti
Lineage: Eukaryota; Metazoa; Porifera; Demospongiae; Tetractinellida; Geodiidae
Source: the annotation of a GenBank genome assembly